AUGUCCACCCACACCCCCCAACCCCCCUCCCCUCUCCUCCUCCUCCCCGCCGAACUCCGCAACAAGAUCUACAAAUUCGUCUUCCUCAACACCACCAUCAACAUCAACAAGCUACUCAUCAAAAAAGACGUGCUCAGCUGCUACCCCAGCGUCCGCGCCAUCCUCUACACCUGCCGCCAGAUCUACAUCGAAGCCAGCGCUUUGUCCUUCACGCUCUGCACCUUCGUCCCUAGCUACUUCGCGCUCCGGUUUUUUUCUUCUUCCAACCUACCGACUGCGGGCUUCGGAAGGAUCGAGCAUCUGUGGCUGACGCAAGGAAAUGGGCGGGCUAUCAUCGAGGGACAGGAUGAAAUGAAGGGUGCAUAUCUCAAAGAAUGGUUUGCUUCACUAAAGCUCUUAGAGAUAGAAGUUUGGCGUCUAAAGGUCAACCUAACGGACGCUCAGGCAAGAGAGAAGGUGAGGGAUGCAUUUGGGCUGCCGGAUCUGUGUAUUGUGGGAAGGCGCGUAGGUGAGGAUGGGCUGGUGGCUGUUUGA
Alternaria hordeiaustralica is the source of this 534-nucleotide messenger RNA. RefSeq lists its product as uncharacterized. The coding region runs from base 1 to 534 and encodes 177 amino acids. The record is from RefSeq and is a predicted model, not a curated record. The transcript has 2 exons. Lineage: Eukaryota; Fungi; Ascomycota; Dothideomycetes; Pleosporales; Pleosporaceae.